Messenger RNA from Cylas formicarius (sweet potato weevil), 5118 nucleotides. RefSeq names its product glycine receptor subunit alpha-4 (gene pHCl-1). Lineage: Eukaryota; Metazoa; Arthropoda; Insecta; Coleoptera; Brentidae. The transcript has 12 exons. The record is from RefSeq and is a predicted model, not a curated record. Gene Ontology annotation, molecular function: neurotransmitter receptor activity; extracellular ligand-gated monoatomic ion channel activity; chloride channel activity. Gene Ontology annotation, cellular component: synapse; neuron projection; membrane. Bases 1313 to 2881 code for a protein of 522 amino acids. Gene Ontology annotation, biological process: signal transduction; nervous system process; chloride transmembrane transport.
UUUUAUGUUCAAAAAAGACGGCAACCCAUUAGGGAAUAAAUAUUUUAACGACCUAAUUGGAGAUGAAUGGGUGCGUAACUUCAUUAAACGUUGUUGACUCUUGACACAUACACAAUGGCACUCAUGGGAAUGAACCUUACUGGCAUGACUGGCACUUACAGAGGAAAAAAGGGGAGUAAAAGUGGCAAAAGCCAUAAGCCAAGUCUACAAGAGAGCUUUAUCUGAAUAAUGGAAAGACCAAAGAAAUCUGUAUUAAACUUUAUAUUGUUUGAACAUUUAGUAAGUGUGAACACAACAUUAAUUCAAAGUUUGUUUUAUACUGAGUAGACACUUGUUCAAAAAAGCAUGGUCUAAAAAAUUGGUGUUCGUGCAAAGUUGAAUCAAUUAAGUUCACUUAUGGAGUUGUUAUAACCAACUGUUUUUCAGUUACAACCUCUUUAGACAGCGAAAAGUGUACGUCUUCGCUACGUCAACGAUGAACAAGUUAUAUUGAGUUUGUUCAACCCCGUACAACCGGAAACCGGCUUACCUUUUAUUUGCGGUGAAAAAUGAAGCGGUGUUGAUAAAUGGUUCGGCGCGCCGAGGUUAAAAGAAACUAUGCCAAAAAGUUUAUCUGAUUUUGGAAAACUCAAUUACACCGUAUAAAAUACGUGCCCGCGGGGGAUAACAUGUUGAGUAAUUUUGCCGCAUUUUUGCGUUAAACUAUAAACGUUUUUGUGUAAAGGCCUGGUUACUUUUUGAUACGAAUUAAUCUACACCAGGCGUUCCAGCAGCUGCGUCUAUUUAUGGUGAAAAAGUAAACUUAAGUAAAAAAAAAGAAAAUUUUGUAAUAGUUACCAGUGGAGGUGGGUAGACGAUACUGAUCACCCAAAGCUCUUGCAGAAGGCCUUAAAUAAGUUGCCAAAUAUAAUGCCAAUUAAGACUCCUACAAGUUAUGAUAACAUUUUGGAUAGUUUGGUAAACAUUCUAUUUGGGCGGAGGACUCGUGAGUGUUGCGGUUUUCUGAAGGAACUUUGAAUAUAUUGCUACAUGGGACACCAGGAAUUUAUCUAUAUAUAGGAAUAUUCAGCAUAACACUUAGACACUUGAAAAUGUGCCUGAAGAGCAGUAGAAUGCUGCCGCUAGAGUUUAUAUUGUUGUUGUUUGUGCUGCUAAGGUCUAUGAUUCUCCCUACAUGUCUACAAUACUUGUACUUCGGAUAUUACGAUAUGUCACGACGAUAAACAAUCGACGAUAAAGGUUUUCCUUGACGGUAUUAAAUUUUGCCCGUUAGAGGGGAAGCUUUUGUGGGAUUCCUAAUCCAAUAACCCUAAUGAACGCGGCCGCCAUGCAGCCAAAGGGAAAUAAAAAUUCCUGCCGCAAAGUCGCGCCAAGCGGAGUCUGCACGAUAAAUUCGAAAGCGUCUGGAACUAUCCACCGUACCUACAUGUUGCCGUUGACGGUCGCCCUUAUUACGUCAGCGGGAAGGAUUUCAUCGGAUCGAAUGCAAUUCGAGAGCGUAUUAACGUGGACGCUAAUAAACUAUCGAUGUCCUAAUAUGGGUCAGACUUGGAUGCUAGUUCGUGCGGCUGCCAUACUACUGGUGACACGGCAAACGCUGGCGCUGUCAGACAUCUUUGAAGAGGGGAAAUCCGAUAAGGAAAUCCUGGAUAAUCUUUUGCGGGCUACGCGCUAUGACAAGCGGCUUCUACCUCCGGUGAGAGGUUCGCUGACCGUAAACGUUAGCGUUUUGCUGCUCAGCUUGGCUUCGCCAGACGAAUCCAGUUUGAAAUACGAAGUCGAGUUUCUGCUCCAACAGCAAUGGUACGACCCACGGUUGAGAUAUUCGAACCAAAGCCAGUACAGUUACCUGAACGCUAUCCAUCACCACGACGACAUAUGGUUACCGGAUACGUACUUCAUAAUGCAUGGUGAUUUUAAAGACCCGCUGAUUCCGGUACAUUUUUCCCUCAGGAUUUACAGGAACGGAAGCGUAAACUACUUGAUGCGGAGACAUCUGAUAUUGUCGUGUCAAGGGAGCUUGAAUAUAUUUCCGUUCGACGAUCCGAAAUGUACGUUUUCGAUGGAAAGUAUAUCGUACGAGAUCACGUCCAUAAAUUACGUGUGGAAAAACGAUGAAGAUGUUUUGAGAAAAUCGCCGAGCUUGACGACCCUUAACGCGUACCUCAUCAAUAACCAGACACUUAUUUGCCCCAUACAGUCGAGCUGGAGAGGCAACUACAGCUGUCUGCGGGUGCAUCUGAUAUUUACGAGAGAUCGAGCGUUCUACUUUACGACCGUAUUUAUACCGGGGAUUAUCCUCGUUACUUCAUCUUUCAUUACGUUUUGGUUGGAAUGGAACGCUGUGCCAGCGAGAGUGAUGAUCGGAGUAACAACAAUGCUCAACUUUUUCACGACGUCGAACGGAUUCCGAUCGACGUUGCCGGUUGUGUCAAAUUUAACCGCAAUGAAUGUAUGGGACGGUGUGUGCAUGUGUUUCAUUUACGCAUCGCUCUUGGAAUUCGUCUGCGUUAACUACGUGGGUCGGAAAAGACCGCUUCACAAUGUCGUUUAUCGUCCUGGGGAGAAUCCGUUUACGCAGCGUCUGCCCGCUGUUCUGAGCAGGAUAGGCAUUAUACUGGCCAGUCCCUUGGGCGACAAGAAAAGAGACUCUGUCACGCUGGCUAACGAAAUAAUUAGUUGCGCCAAUUGUGGACCAAAUCCUUGUAGUCACACGAACAAUGGCUGUCCUGCUGAAGUCAGGAAAAAGGAGCCGCCCCACCCAAUCAGAGUGGCGAAGACGAUUGACGUUAUAGCUAGGAUAACGUUCCCGACAGCUUUCGCGGUAUUCCUCAUAUUUUUUUUCUACCAUUACAAAAGCUUUACAAACGCACACGAUUAGAAACGGCUAAAAAUUACAAACGUUUUAAACGAAACUGCUUACUUACAUACACAAAACAUAUCAAAACCAGUGAAUGAACCAGAGUGGUACUUAAAAAUAGUGUGUAAAUAUAUUUGAGACGUGUGCCAUGUAGAGGAAAAAUAAUGUGUCAGCUUCUAUAUACGCAAGUUUCAAAGCUGAUCAACCGAGGUUCGCAAAACGUGUAGCUGUUACAGCACUGUAUAUAAUUUUAAGAAAUUUCAUAUUUUGAGAUAGCUAUAUGUAUAUUUUCUGCAAGUAUUAUAUAUGUAUACACCAAUCUGAUUUUUGUUUAAGACUUGUGAUAUAGGAGUGAUCGGCGAGGUUUUCGUGACAGGUAGUACGUGCGGUAUGUUUCAUUAAUAAUCGGAUUCCCCUAGAAACGAAACAAAAAUAAGAUCCUUUUUACAUUCUGUUAUCUGCAGUGAUAAAAUAAAUUGUCAUGCAUUGCAAUUUUUUUAACACGCCGUAUAUUUGGAUUGAUUGAAACAUCUCGCAUAAAACGAUGUAGGAAGCCGAUCACUUCGGAGAUAAGGAAACACUUUUUUAUUGUUUUGCUGUUUCACAUAGUAGCGAAAAAAAAAUUAAAUAUCAUUUGUUGGGGUCAUUCCACAACCCUUAAUUUAUAUGAUAAAUUCGUCUAUAUAGUGAUAUUUCUAGUCAGCAGCGUCACAUAUUAUGUGCAUGCGGUGUAGAACCAAGUUGUACAAAAUCAUUUUAAACUUACGUACUAUUGAAUAUAGAGCAAUGAGCAUUAGCCACGCAAGCAGCCAUGAAUUUAAGGCACCGCUACUGAGUUCGACGCCAUUUGCCGAAUUUUGGAAUAAUUAAAAGAGCAUUUUCCUUAGUGUUGGUGCUGUGAAGUUCAUGCGGUCUUGCAUGCAGCAGUUUUUGAUAGUCGAAACACUAAAACUAACAAAGACUGAUGCCGUGUAAUCGCGUUUAUUCCCUUGCUGAAAAUAAAACACGAAUUUUAUCGAAUUUAACACGUUGAUUUUUAAACAAUCACGAUCUUGACGUUGUGUUAUUAUUAGGAAUAUUAAGUAUAUAAAGUUAUUUUUACACACCUGAUAGGUAAAAUUUGUUGGGACUCUGCAUUAUAAUUUUUAUUUGUAGUUGAAGUUUCGGAAGUUAUAUUAUAUGUUUAACCACCUCUCUGUGAUUAAUGUUAUGUGAACCGUACCUGACAUUUUGUUCAUCGAACACACAUGGUUAUUUAUUUGUAACGCCUUCAUUGUCGAGUUUCGCCUACACUUAAUAUUAUGAGCUUGAAUUUGCACUGUUAUUGCGAGCAACCCCAUCGCAGACAUAAAAAUAAAUGGGAGGUUUCCACAUCUCGUUCGUAAGUGUGAGAUAAAUUUUUGUUGCCUGUAGCUUUAAUUGCAAUUUCUGAGUGAGGCGCUAGCCAUAUUCAAGCUUAUUUAUAUUCUUAUAUAAAAACAAAUAUCUUAUAUAAAAACACCACCGUUUCAAUUUGCGAACGAACUCAAGAAUCGCCCUGUUUUUCGCAACAAGAGCUUCUGGUGCUUGUGGUUAAAGCAAUGUGAUAUUUGGAAUUGCUUAAAACUUUUACCCUUGUCCCAUUUAAAUAAUAUUCGGCAAACUGAUGCGCCAAAAGACAAAGUACAUUCCAAUUGCGAUUUUAGCAGUAGGGCUUGUCAGUAACAUUUGAUAUGUUGUUUGUGUUUUUUUUUAAUGUUAAAUUCUAUAUGUACAUCAAGAUACCCAAUACUGGACAUUAACAUCAUAUAGUAGAGAAAUAGGGGCCUACAGCUUACCAAGUUUAGUUUUUAUCGGAUCAAUGAUACGUAACAGUGUAAAUAUACCCAAGAAUCUAGUUAAUUCGUAAGAAAUCGCAUACUCGAUUGGUAUUACCCGCAUAGAUGUAGUCCUUUUUCACAUCAGCUGUAUUAUAAUAUAUACAAAAGUAAAUUUUGUAAUUAAAAAAAUUCUAAGUGGCUAAAAGCUUUAAAGUGACCUCAAUUUUAUAUAUGAUAACUAUUGUAAUCUUAACCAUUUUUUGGCUUUAACAUUGCCUUUUAAUAUGCACCAAUUUAACCACAAUUUGAUAUUUGAUAUGAUAUAAUUAGAUGAUAAAGUUUAAGAAGUAAUUGCAUUCGGCUCAGAUGUAUAUAUUGCACACAUCGAAUUCAUAAUGAAUACCCUGUGACUUACGACGUUUCAUUUGUUAAAGUUUACGAAUAAAUAAUUCCAUCUAA